AGAUAAAUCUGAUGCGGUAUUUGAUAUUACAGAAAAAUGUGGUGAAAUUCUGGAUGCAGAAAUGUCUGAGGACACUGACCACAACUUAACACCUGCCCUCGACAGCAUAUCUUACAGAAUACAGAAUCGAACAGGAUCUGAAAACUCACUGCUGGAUGACGACGAUGAUGAUUAUUUUCUGAACUCUGGGGAUCUUGCAGGCAUACCUGUUGUUGGGAGCGACAACGAAGAUGAUCAAAAUUUCAAAACUCUUUCUUCUGUGUUUCAUGAUGAAGACCAUCUGGAAGAGGGCAAGAGAGUUACAGAACAUGAAUUGGACAGUGAAAAAGAAAUUCAGAUUCAGAAUGCAAUCCAAAAGGAUCUCACUUCACCAUUUGAGCAGGGCCCUGUAUUUAAAUCAAUUCGAAAAGAUUUUAGCAUAACAAGAGAUAAUGGCAAAGAGACUUUUUCAGCAAAGGACAAGAAUAGAGAAGGACAUUUUCAAGAACGUGAAAAACGGUUGGAAAAAAUCCCUAAAGAUAUGGAUUCUAGAUUGAAAAGCAGUUUUCUUGACAAAGCAGUUCAUAAUCAAGUAGAAGAAACAUUACGGACGCAGUUAGCGCCACAAACUCCAGAAACUAACUUCAGGGAGUCUAGCUACCUAUUUUCUAGUAAGGAAUCUAUUGGACAAGAGCUGGGGAAUUCCUUUGCACCAAAUAUUAGAAUUAAGGAGGAGCCUUUGGAUGACGAAUAUGAUAAAGCUAUGGCCCCACAGCAGGGACUAUUAGACAAAAUUAAAGAUGAACCUGAUAAUUCCGAGGAGUACGGCCAACAGCCAAAAACUCAGGAAGGGGAGCUGAAAAUCAGUGCUGUAUUUUCAGUCAGUGGCAGUCCUCUUGCUCCACAGCUGUCAUCAGGUUUCCAGCCUGCUGUGGCAUCCUCUGGCAUGAGUAAAAUGCUUCCUUCAGUUCCAACCACAGCUGUUCGGGUUUCCUGUUCUGGCUGUAAAAAAAUCCUGCAGAAGGGGCAAACUGCGUACCAGAGGAAAGGCUCUACCCAGCUCUUCUGCUCCACACUGUGCCUCACUGGAUACACUGUUCCAGCUUCUCGCCCACCAGCUUCUACCAAGAAAACCUGCUCAAGCUGCUCAAAAGACAUUCUAAAUCCAAAGGAUGUAAUCACUGCCCAGUUUGACAAUACAAACUCCAGUAAGGAUUUCUGCAGCCAGUCAUGUCUUUCUACGUAUGAACUGAAAAGGAAACCUGUUGUUACUAUUCAUGCUAACAGCGUUUCAACCAAGUGCAGCAUGUGCCAGAAGAAUGCAGUGAUUAGACAUGAAGUGAAUUACCAGAAUGUUGUACACAAGCUCUGCAGCGAUGCCUGCUUCUCCAAGUUCCGCUCUGCUAACAACUUGACCAUGAACUGCUGUGAGAAUUGUGGAGGAUACUGCUACAGUGGCUCUGGCCAAUGUCACAUGCUUCAAAUAGAGGGACAGUCAAAAAAGUUCUGCAGUUCAACAUGUGUGACAGCAUACAAGCAGAAGUCAGCUAAAAUUACACCUUGCGCACUGUGUAAAUCUUUGAGAUCUUCAGCCGAGAUGAUAGAGAGCACAAAUAACUUGGGAAAAACUGAACUGUUUUGCUCUGUUAACUGCUUGUCAGCAUAUAGAGUGAAAAUGGUUACUUCUGCAGGUGUUCAAGUUCAGUGCAACAGCUGUAAAACUUCAGCAAACCCUCAGUAUCACUUGGCUAUGUCAGAUGGGAGCAUACGCAAUUUUUGCAGCUACAGUUGUGUAGUAGCUUUUCAGAAUUUGUUCAACAAGCCUACAGGAAUGAACUCCUCAGUGGUACCUCUGUCGCAAGGUCAAGUCAUUGUAAGCAUUCCCUCAGGGGCAACGGUAUCGGCAGGUGGCACCACCUCGACUGUGUCCCCCAGCUCCAUGAGCAGUUCAGCUGCAGCUGGUCUACAGAGGCUGGCUGCCCAGUCCCAGCAAGUCACUUUUGCCCGCCCUGUUGUAAAACUCAGGUGUCAGCACUGUAACAGAUUGUUUGCAACCAAACCAGAACUGCUUGACUACAAGGGUAAAAUGUUCCAGUUUUGUGGGAAGACCUGCUGUGAUGAAUAUAAGAAGAGGAGCAGUGUGAUGGCAAUGUGUGAAUACUGCAAAAUUGAGAAAAUUAUCAAGGAGACAGUGCGAUUCUCAGGCAUAGAUAAGCCAUUCUGUAGUGAAGGUUGUAAACUGCUCUAUAAACAUGACUUGGCUAAGCGCUGGGGAAACCACUGUAAAAUGUGCAGUUACUGUUUACAGGCUUCCCCCAAACUGGUCCAGAAUCACUUUGGGGGGAAAAUGGAGGAAUUUUGCUCAGAGGAGUGCAUGUCUAAAUUCACAGUUUUGUUUUACCAGAUGGCAAAGUGUGAUGGUUGUAAGAGACAAGGUAAACUCAGUGAGUCCAUGAAAUGGCAAGGGGAGAUCAAGCAUUUUUGCAAUCUGCUUUGUAUUCUGUUGUUCUGUAAUCAGCAAAAUGUUUCUGACCCUCCACCCCCAAACAACACAGCAAACCUUUCUAUGGCACCAGCUUCCUCAUCAGGCCCUCCUUCUUUGAGAAAGGACUCAACCCCUGUCAUAGCAAAUGUGGUGUCCCUUGCAAGCACCCCUGCAGCCCAGCCUACAGUUAACUCCAACAAUGUUUUACAGGGUGCAGUCCCUACUGUGACAGCAAAAAUAAUAGGAGAUGCUAGUACUCAGACAGAUGCCCUAAAGCUACCACCAUCACAACCACCUAGGCUUCUAAAAAACAAAGCAUUAUUGUGCAAGCCGAUCACACAGACUAAGGCCACCUCAUGCAAACCUCACACACAAAACAAAGAAUGCCAGACAGAAGAAGAAGAAGAAGAAGUUCAACCCCAGAUCAUUGUGGUACCUGUUCCUGUACCAGUGUUUGUGCCAGUGCCCCUUCACCUCUACACUCAGUACACACCAGUUCCACUUGGGAUGCCAGUACCUGUACCAGUUCCCAUGCUCUUCCCGACUACCCUGGAUAAUGCUGAUAAGAUCAUUGAAACUAUUCAGGAUAUCAAGGAAAAGAUUCCCACAAAUCCAUUUGAAGCUGAUCUCCUUCAGAUGGCAGAAAUGAUUGCAGAAGAUGAGGAGAAAGAAAAAACACACUCUCAUGGUGGAUCUCAAACAUCUGAGCAUGAGCUCUUCCUGGACCCCAAGAUAUUUGAGAAAGACCAAGGUAGCACUUAUAGUGGAGAUCUAGAAUCUGAAGCAGUGUCCACUCCACACAGCUGGGAGGAUGAGUUAAAUCACUAUGCCUUACGAUCAAAUGCCCUGCCAGAACCAGAUCCAGAACUGAAGCAGUUCUCCAAAGGUGACGUGGAACAGGACCUGGAGGCAGAUUUUCCAUCAGACUCAUUUGACCCUCUCAGUAAAGGACUGGGUUUGCACUCACGUUCACGAGCAAGACGGAGACAUAGAGAUGGCUUCCCACAGCCAAAAAGACGGGGACGGAAGAAGUCUGUAGUUUCUGUAGAGCCCCGGAAUCUGAUGCAGGGCUCCUACCCAGGAUGCUCUGUUUCUGGGAUGACCCUAAAGUAUAUGUAUGGGGUAAAUGCCUGGAAAAACUGGGUCCAAUGGAAAAACGCACAGGAGGAACAAGGGGACCUGAAGUUUUCAGUUCGUCCUGUGAAACUCAAGGAGGACAUUCUCUCAUGCACUUUUGCUGAGCUGAGUUUUGGCUUGUGCCAGUUUAUUCAAGAGGUGCGGAGACCAAAUGGAGAAAAAUAUGAUCCUGACAGCAUCUUAUACUUGUGCCUUGGAAUUCAGCAGUACCUGUUUGAGAAUGGUAGAAUAGAUAACAUUUUUACCGAGCCCUAUUCCAGGUUUAUGAUUGAACUUACAAAACUUUUGAAAAUCUGGGAACCUACAAUUCUUCCAAAUGGUUAUAUGUUCUCAAGAAUUGAAGAGGAACACUUGUGGGAAUGUAAACAGCUGGGUGCAUAUUCCCCUAUCGUUUUAUUGAACACACUUCUGUUCUUCAACACCAAAUACUUCCAACUAAAGAAUGUCAGUGAGCACCUGAAACUAUCCUUUGCCCAUGUUAUGAGACGCACCCGAACUCUGAAGUAUAAUACUAAGAUGACAUAUUUACGUUUUUUCCCACCCUUUCAAAAACAAGAGGCAGAAUCAGAUAAAUUAUCUGUAGGCAAAAGGAAACGCAGUGAAGAUGAAGAGAUUCCAACAGCAGUGGAAAUGGCUGAAAAUACAGAUAAUCCCCUGCGAUGUCCAGUCCGACUUUAUGAAUUUUACUUAUCAAAAUGUUCUGAAAGCGUGAAGCAGAGAAGUGAUGUAUUUUACCUUCAACCUGAGCGCUCCUGUGUACCCAAUAGCCCCAUGUGGUAUUCCACAUUGCCAAUAGACCCAGGAACCUUGGACAUCAUGUUAACACGUAUUCUUAUGGUGAGGGAGGUACACGAAGAACUUGCCAAAGUCAAAUCAGAGGACUCUGAUAUUGAGUUAUCAGACUAACUGAAGUGGGGUAUUUUCCUUUGAAUACACAUCAGAAGCACCAAACUGUGAAUACGUCCAGCCUUUGGAAAAUGUGUAUCAAAUAAGCCAAGAUAAUGUCACCUACAGGCAUAUUUUGAACCACAGUGGAUGUACAAACUGGAACUGGAAGGAAGCAAGCUGUGUAAGCUGCAAGAAACAACAUCCUGUGGCACCGAUAAAUCCUCUGAACAAAUUCAAGAUGAACUAACCCAUUUGAGUGGUGCAUAAAUCCUUUAUCUGUUUAGGAUUU
This is a messenger RNA of Pygoscelis adeliae (Adelie penguin), 4778 nucleotides long. It is a transcript of the gene ZMYM4, whose product is annotated as zinc finger, MYM-type 4. Gene Ontology annotation, molecular function: zinc ion binding. Lineage: Eukaryota; Metazoa; Chordata; Aves; Sphenisciformes; Spheniscidae. The record is from RefSeq and is a predicted model, not a curated record.